Diceros bicornis minor is the source of this 970-nucleotide messenger RNA. Its product is annotated as olfactory receptor 8D4-like. NCBI's taxonomy places the organism in Eukaryota, Metazoa, Chordata, Mammalia, Perissodactyla, Rhinocerotidae. Gene Ontology annotation, biological process: G protein-coupled receptor signaling pathway; sensory perception of smell. Gene Ontology annotation, molecular function: G protein-coupled receptor activity; olfactory receptor activity; odorant binding. The record is from RefSeq and is a predicted model, not a curated record. Gene Ontology annotation, cellular component: membrane.
UUUCCUCUCAUCUCCACAGAUUUCUCAGAGGAGAAUGGGUAGAAGAAAUCAAUCCACAGUGACCGAGUUUCUUCUUUCAGGAUUGACUGACCAACCAGAGCUUCAGUUGCCCCUUUUCUGCCUCUUCUUAGGGAUUUAUAUGGUUACUGUGGUGGGAAACCUGGGCAUGAUCUCCAUAAUUGGGUUGAGUUCUCAACUUCACACCCCCAUGUACUAUUUCCUCAGUGGUUUGUCUUUUGUAGACUUCUGCUAUUCUUCUGUCAUUACUCCCAAAAUGCUGGCAGGGUUUUUAUGCAGAGAUAAAGCUAUCUCCUAUUCUGGAUGCAUGAGUCAGUUGUUUUUCUUCUGUAUUUUUCUCAUUUCUGAGUGCUACAUGUUGGCAGCAAUGGCCUAUGAUCGCUAUGUGGCCAUCUGCAGCCCCCUGCUCUACAAUGUCAUCAUGUCCCCUAGGGUCUGUUCUCUGCUGGUGGCUGCUGUCUUCUCAGUAGGCUUUACCGAUGCUGUUAUUCAUGGAGGUUGUAUCUUAAGGUUGACUUUCUGUGGCUCAAACGUCGUUAAACAUUACUUCUGUGAUAUCAUCCCUCUUAUUAACUCCUGUUCCAACACUUAUAUUGAUGAGCUUUUGAUUUUUGUCAUUGGUGGAUUUAACAUGGUGGCCACCAGCCUGACAAUCAUCAUCUCCUAUGCUUUUAUCCUCUCCAGCAUCCUCCACAUCCGUUCUAAAGAGGGCAGGUCCAAAGCCUUCAGCACCUGCAGCUCCCACUUGACAGCUGUUCUUCUGUUUUAUGGGUCUCUCAUGUCCAUGUAUCUCAAACCUGCUUCCAGCAGUUCACUCACUCUGGAGAAAGUGUCCUCGGUAUUUUACAGCAUUGUGAUCCCCAUGUUGAAUCCCUUGAUAUAUAGUCUGAGGAACAAGGAAGUGAAAAAUGCACUCAUGAAACUCUUAAGAAGAAAAGCAUUUUCACAAUGA